This is a messenger RNA of Parathielavia appendiculata, 3000 nucleotides long. RefSeq lists its product as uncharacterized. Lineage: Eukaryota; Fungi; Ascomycota; Sordariomycetes; Sordariales; Chaetomiaceae. Gene Ontology annotation, cellular component: Mon1-Ccz1 complex; intracellular membrane-bounded organelle. The record is from RefSeq and is a predicted model, not a curated record. Gene Ontology annotation, biological process: vesicle-mediated transport. The coding region runs from base 242 to 2743 and encodes 833 amino acids. The transcript is spliced from 2 exons.
UCUGGAGACGACGUUAAGUUUUCCCCUACUGUACCAAUUUCCACCGCAGUGGCAUGAAAGCGGGGACUUUUCAUUCAAACAACCACAGCACCUGAAACACUCCUCAGCCUAGAAUGAAAACUGAUGUCUUCGCCAUGAUUUCAAUAAGUGAACAAACAAAGCCACGGAAAGGGUUCUAAUGAAGAAAACGAAGACACUCCUGAUAACAACUUUUGAUUAGCAGCAAUCACUCUUUCUUAGAAUGGCCAACCCGCUGGCAUCCGGCGUUGUGCCCGCGCAGCUCGGCUUCUUGGCCAUCUACAAUCCCGGCCUGGGCACUACCGACGAGACGCUCGAUGACCAGAUUGUCUACUAUGCGUCAGGCAGCACCCAGUCAACCUCGAAACGGCGCCGUCACCGCGCUGCCAAAGACGGCCGCCCAACCGAUGACAUUUCAAACGAAGAGCGCAAUGAGCGGCUCCGGCAGAUAGGUCUCGCCCAGGGCAUGGUCGAGUUUGGCAGGAGCUUCUCUGGAGGCAAGCCCGUCGACUCAAUCGACACAGAGCGCAGCCGUGUCGUGCUGCAUGAGCUGGAGCUAGGCUGGUGGAUUCUCGCGUCCAUCGACCUGACCCGCCUCCCCCUACCGCCCACCAAGGCAGCCGGGGCAUCCACCAUCUCAACAACCCCUGCACCAUCUCCUCCCAUUCCUCCACCACCAUCAUCAGCCAAAGGCACCACCACCACCACCAUCUCCCCUUCUCACACAAACCAGGCUCAACAGGCGGCCCUCACCCAGCAAUACGAGUACUCCUCCCGCGAGGUAAAACCCGCCAUCCUCCUCCGUCAAGACCUCCUCCGCGCCCACGCCCACUUCCUCCUGCACCACGGCCCGUCGCUCUCGUCUCUUUUUGCUUCCACCCCGCGCCCGCACUUCACCGCGCUGCUGGCCCGCUACUGGGACCUGUUCUUGUCGACCUGGCACGUCUUGUUGCACGGCAAUCCGGCGUGCAGCGUUUUGGGGGGAAUCAAGAUCGCGGCGUGUGGCGAGCUGGGGAUCGGGGUCGGCGAGGAGGACCGCGGGAGCGGGGAGCGGGAGGUCCUGGAGGGGCUUGUGGAAAGGGUGGAUGGGUUGGUGGAUUUGGUGGUGGGGAGGUUCGGAUCUGGAGACGCGGGUAAGGCGGAGCGGAAGCAGCAGGGUGAGGUUGGGAGAAAGGGUAAGGGGUCACUGACGAGGAAGGGGGAUGAGGAGGAAGGGUGGCUUGGCCUGGGGGGUGAGGUUGCGGCGGAGGAUGGGGUCGUAUUCUUGGGCGUUGGCGCUCUUUCCAGGCGGAGCCUCCGGGCCGUGACGAGCUGGAUGGAAGAUAUCUACAUGUGGGGGAAGAGUGCUUAUGGCGUGGUUGAUAUCCCGGCCGGGAGUUCUUCGCGGGCGAAGAAACGGAGAGGGGCUGGCAAGAAGGCAGACGUUGUCUCCCCGUCUUCAGCCAGUGGUGGGAAGAAGGAUACAGCAAAAGGGGCGCUUACAGCAGCUGAGCCUCAAUCAACCAGCGAUGUCCGCGCUACACACGGAGAUUCCACGGCUCCUCCACACACGCCCGCGACCGCUGGAACGGGCGCCGGUAUGGACAUGAUGUUCAGCUAUCUCAAGCUUGGAUAUGGUACUUAUUGGUCACUCGGCUCUUUCACUUCCGCGACGACCUCGGAACCAGAUGAUGGACCAAAAGAGCCCGAAACUUCUUCUGGAGAUGCCGGGUCCCAAAAGCGUUCGAAGGACCUUGAUGCCGGCUAUUUCCUGGUUGGGCCGGACGAGCCUGGAACCGAGAUGCAGCAACCAGACUCCGCAGAGGAGGAAAAUACCACGGGGCAACAGACAGUCACGAUCGCGCUCGAGGCGCAAGAUCCCCAGGACACCAAGGCACACACGGCAGAUCUACCCAGCACAGACACCAAGAAGUCAAAGACAACAACCCUCCGCCCUGUCGUCUACGUCCACCGGCCCUUCAUCUACAUCCUGCUCUUCCGACCCGACAAAGUCUCGUCGUCCACCUGGGAAGACCUCUCCCAAUCCCUCCACACCCAGUUCACGCCCCUCCACAAACCCCUCCUCACCUCCACCGCCUACCGGCCCGAGAAACCCAUCCUCGCCGGCUCAUCCCAGACCAGCAAAAUCUACGACCUCGUCUUCGACACCAGCACGUUAACGAUCCACUCAACGAUACCCAACAUCCCCGACCCAGUCCUCCUCGCCGACACCUCGUCCUCCGGUACGGCGGUCCCCUCAUCCGUCUGGACGCGCGUGGAAGCGCUCAACACGCACAACCAGAUCCUAAACUUUUUUGCGGGCAGCCGCGGCGAUCUGUCGGCGUUCGAGGAGACGUGCAAGACAAGUCGCGGGUGGUGGGUCGUCUGGAACCGAGUCCUCGACCACCGGGGUCCCGCAACAAGGGACAGCAAGCCGCCGCCGCCGCUCUCAUCACCACCCUUUGCGGUCGCAUCGGACGCAGGAGGAGGGGGGACAGUGGCGGAGGACGAUGAUGAUUCUGGGGAUGAUGGGGGUGAAUCAGCAGCGGUGGGGAGCAAGGAGAUUUUCCUGGUUCGAAGGGCUAGCGACCACGGUGGCGGGGCUGGCGUCAGGGGCGUGAGCGCGUCGUACGUUGGUGGUGCUGGUGCUGCUGGCGGGUGGGCGGAUGGGGCGGGCCGGCUCGCGCAGGGAAUUGGCGUGGAUACUCGGCGGUAUAUCGAGGGGUUGUUGAGUCUGAGUCGGUGAGCGAAGGUGUUGGUGAUACCUCAUGAAUCAUUAGAAGCACUGCGUCUCGUCAUAUCGACCUGAAGAUGGUGAUUGAUUGAAGGAGGUUGGAAUUGCCUUCUGCCGUCGAUUUCGCAACCACCAUGGACAGGUACCAAAUCCGAAAAAGAAGGAUAGGAUGGACUGACUCAAUCAGCGAGUACUCCCGGGAUAUACCGUUCGAUUCGCUCUGUUGUAAAGGGGAAAUAUAAACGGUGAGCCAUAUGAGGUGAUUCUUU